Arthroderma uncinatum is the source of this 2262-nucleotide messenger RNA. RefSeq names its product glycerol-3-phosphate O-acyltransferase. The transcript has 4 exons. The record is from RefSeq and is a predicted model, not a curated record. The coding region runs from base 1 to 2262 and encodes 753 amino acids. Gene Ontology annotation, cellular component: endoplasmic reticulum membrane. Gene Ontology annotation, biological process: phospholipid biosynthetic process. Gene Ontology annotation, molecular function: glycerol-3-phosphate O-acyltransferase activity; glycerone-phosphate O-acyltransferase activity. Lineage: Eukaryota; Fungi; Ascomycota; Eurotiomycetes; Onygenales; Arthrodermataceae.
AUGGCGUCGGGGAAGGAGGAAUACCGGCCUAUGGUCACUUGGAUGUACGAUCUGAUCCUAUGGUUCCUAUCUCUGCUCGUCGACCUCUUCUUCCGCGAAGUGCAUCCUCGCGGGUCAUGGAAGGUCCCCAAGAGAGGGCCGGUCAUUCUCGUUGCUGCUCCGCAUGCGAACCAGUUCGUGGACUCCUUGAUCCUGAUGCGCGUUAUGCGCAUGGAACUUCAUCGUCGAAUCGCCUUCCUGAUCGCCCAGAAAUCGUUCAAACGUCGAUUCGUCGGCCUGCUUGCUCGCUUCACUGGCUCGGUGCCCGUCACACGAGCAAUGGACAACCUGAAGCCAGGUAAAGGCACAAUCUACCUUCCCGAUCCCGUAAACAAUCCUACUCUCCUCCGCGGGCACGGUACGGACUUUACAUCCUCCGCUUUUGAGGUUGGCGGCACAAUCUCCCUGCCGUCUGUGGGUGGUCGGUCGAGCAGUACGGAUAUAGGCGAGAUCAAGGGGCCGGAGGAGCUUAUUUUGAAGAAACCAUAUAAGACGCAAGAGGCGCUGCAGCAACUGACUGGCAGAGACGACGUUACGGCCGAUUGCACCUUUAUAGGAGGCACAAACGUCCAGAGUCCGCCGGAUUUCAAGGGAUCGAGAUUCAAGGUUGCCCCGCACGUUGACCAAACGCAGGUUUAUAAUGCUGUUUUUGAGACGCUGAAUCAUGGAGGCUGUAUUGGUAUCUUCCCUGAGGGUGGGAGUCACGAUCGUCCGGAUUUGUUGCCGUUGAAAGCUGGUGUUGCGUUGAUGGCACUUGGAGCCGUGGCAGCCAACCCCGAUUGCGACGUGACCAUCAUUCCCUGUGGAAUGAACUAUUUCCAUGCACACAAGUUCCGGUCUCGAGCAGUCAUCGAAUUCGGAAACCCCGUCAAGGUACCUCCGGAGCUUGUCAAGAUGUAUAAAGAGGGCCAGAAGCGAGAGUCUGUAGGAACACUGUUGGAUACCAUAUACCAGGCCCUUGUCACCGUUACCGUAACUUCUCCCGACUACGAAUCUUUGAUGGUCAUACAAGCAGCUAGACGACUCUACAACCCUACAGGGAAGAAACUGCCUCUUCCAAUGGUCGUUGAACUCAACCGCCGCCUGGCCAAGGGUUAUGCUCAUUAUAAAGACGACCCUAGAAUAAUCAGGCUAAAGAAGUCAGUCCUGGACUAUAACAAGGAUCUCCGCAUCCUAGGCAUCCGAGACCACCAGGUCGAAUAUGCCAAAUUCUCCAUAUUCAAAGUUGUCACUACCCUGAUCUACCGACUGGGCAAGCUGGUAGUCAUGGCCAUCGGAACCCUUCCAGGACUCAUCCUCUUCCUUCCAGUCUUCAUCGCAACGAAACUCAUCUCUAUCAAGAAAUCCCGUGAAGCACUGGCCGCAUCGAGCGUUAAGAUUCAAGGCCGCGACGUGAUGGCAACUUGGAAACUGCUCGUUGCUCUGGCUUUCGCUCCACUCCUAUAUACCUUCUACACUGCCCUACUUACUUACUGGACCUACAGUCAUCGUGUCUGGGGAUACGUGCCCAACUGGGUGCCCCUCUGGACAAUCAUACCGCUGGGCUUCUGGAUCUUCCCAUCCAUCACCUUUGCCGCUCUACGAAUCGGGGAGAUAGGAAUGGACAUUCUCAAAUCGCUUCGUCCUCUGGUUCUAUCACUUAACCCCAGCUCAGCAAACUCGCUGGUCAAACUACGUGAACGACGGGCAGAGCUAUCCCUCCAAGUCACCGAUCUAAUCAACACGCUGGGCCCAGAGAUGUUCCCCGACUUCGACUCAUCCAGAGUCGUCGCUAAUCCGUUCAAGGAUACCAUCUUCCGCGAAAACCAGCCCGCAAAAGCACUCGAUUCGCCCGAUGACGGUGAAGCCAGGCUGCCCUUCGACGAUGACGGCCGCCCUCGCAUCAUCCACCGCUCCCACACCGAGUCGUCCAUGCAAGACCAACUCCCGCGCAACGAAUCCUUCCACGACCUCGCCAGCUUCGGCUUCUUCUCUACCCGCCCACCAAGUCGAAGCAGAAGCCGCAGCAGCUCCAACGGCGGUCUCGUAGGCUCCUCCGGCUUCCCACUAAAGGAGUUCAGCACCCUGGACUCCAAGGAGAGUUUCAAAGAGGUAAGUAAGCGUAUCCGAGGCGCCAUGCGCGAACGAGGACGACAGCGACGCCGAAAGAGCGAAGACUCGAAUAUGUGGGAGGCCGCCUCGGAUUCCGAGUCUCCAUCUCCGGAGGACAAGAAGGAUAUUUAA